CUCGAUCGCAUCUCUGUCUCCCGCUCCUGCAGCCGCUCUGUCGCCUGCUACCGCAACCGGUCGAUCGCAUCGCCGGGCCAGGGUGUUCUCCCUUCAUCGGCGGCGUGGUGCAGGUCGCCGGAGAGUCUUCUCCCUUCAGCCUUCACAGCUCGGCCGCCGUCUCCCUCUAUUCCACCGAUUGGUCUCCUCCGCCUGGAGCUCGACCUUCCUCUGGCAGCUCGGUCUUCCAUCUCCAGUUGGCAGCUCAGCCUUCCAGCGUUCUCCUUGCUGAUCGACGCUUCCUCCUCUGUUUGCCGUUCAAACUCGAUUGAUAUUUGGCGGUUUUGUGAGGUUUCACAGGUCUUGUGCGGCCUUCGAUGGUCGAGGGCGGUCUCCGAAACCCUGCAAGAAAUGUCCUCAGGAUAAUCCUGGGACCUCCUCUGAUGUCAAAGUUAGAGAGAGAAGUGAAUGAGUUGUAAAUAAGAGAGAGAGUGGAGUAGGUUGAAGUUACCAUAAAUGUAGC
Molecule: messenger RNA, 502 nt
Organism: Linum tenue
Lineage: Eukaryota; Viridiplantae; Streptophyta; Magnoliopsida; Malpighiales; Linaceae
Source: the annotation of a GenBank genome assembly